CUUUGCGGUGCCGACCAAUAUCCUGCUUGGGACUGCAAUGGAUAUUACAAGGGGAAACCUGGAUGAAAUUUCAAGGCCAGCAUCUAGCUCAAGAAUUAAUCAUGCAAGCAAAGUUUUAAGUGCAUCUUUAGAAGUUUUAACACCAGAACCAGACUUGCUCAAGGUUGAUUUUUACAACAAUCCUACAGAAGACAAGUCAAAAGAAAAUUAUGGUGAAAUUGGAGAGGAAUAUGGAAUUAAAAAACUGAAAACCUCAGAUGAAACAUUUGAAGGAAAAACUAAUAGUAGUCACCAGCUUGUGAUACAGAGUUUAAAUCAGGUUAAAGAAUAUUCUUCAAGCUCAGCAGAUUCUGAAGAUGACUGUAUUGAAAGCAGACUAUCUUGUUGCAGCCAGGUUUCUCAGAAUAAACUAGCCAAACUACAAAAAGUGACAACCAGUCCUUCAAACUUGGAAGAUACUAAGGAGAGAGAUGUUGAUUCACUUAUUCUGAAAGCUGUACAGAAGAUGAAAAGGUUGGACAAAAUAUUGGCAAACAAACUAUCUCAAGAAAGAGCAAUUAAAAAACAAGGCAGAGAAAUGAGAAGAAAACUCUGGGAGGAAUUUCAGUCCAUAUCAUCUCGAAAUUCUUCAGUGAUAACUGAAGAGGAGGAAAACACAAGCAGAUUUUUAGCAUUGACCUCUCCAUUACCUGAAACACUUGAGCCUUCCAUUGUUGAAGAAGAUGAAAUUAUUGGUAGUGUAUUUCACACACAGAUCCAUCCAGAAAAUUAUACUAGAAGACCAACAAAGCAAGGUAGUUUAAGUGAAGACAAAACAAGAAGCUCAAUAAAGAAAACAGAAAGCAUGCAUAAAAAAAGUGAAAGUACCUGUAAAAAAUCUCCUGAUUUUGUUAAAAAAAACAUAGAGUUGGUCAAGGAUUCAACAAGUCCAGUGGUUAUGUUAGAGGAAGAGAAGAAGAGACUGUCAGAAUUGCUACAAGAUGCCGAAGAUGAGAGCAGUGAGCUUCAAGUCAUUGAAGAUGAAUCAACUGAACUGUUAGUACCAGGCGAAGGAUAUACUCCUGAACCAAUGGAAUUUCACCACCUCACAGAAAUUAGUGCUAAACUUGAAGUGAUAACUUCUGAUGGAGAUUUGUUUGCAGUUCAGAGCUCCUGUUCAAUAGUACCCAAACAGAUUUAUCAGGAUUCUUUGGCUUAUGCAAAUAGAAAACUGGAAACAGUUCCGGGUGAAAAGGUCUUAAGAGACACUAAAGAAGAACGUGAUCAACAAAAUCGGCUUAAAGAGAUUGACCAGCAGCUGAAAAAUCUGGAGGAAACUACUGAUGUACUGCCUUGUCUCUCAGAAAUGCAGCUUAAUGCCCUUCUGGAAAAAUGUGUGCCAUCCCCAAGAAGUGUAAACAGCCUUGUCCUGACAAAAUCUCAAGGAUCUUGUUUUGAGAGAAUAAACCUUUCUGGGGACUCACUGGAGAACACAAUUCCAUUCUUCAGGAAUGAACCAUUAGAUGAUGUCCAAAGUGUGAGAAUGCCAGCUGAGCAAGAAAUGGAUGGAGCUGAAGAUGAUAAUAUGUUCUCAAAGGAAGUGAUGGUACCCCCUGACUGUAAUGUUAUCAAGGCAUUGGUUGAAUCUCACCUUUCAGAGAAAAAGGAAAGUGAUAACCAAGAGGAGAUGCCAUGUACUAGUAGCUCUGAAAGCUACUUCAUGUCAAUGGCCCUCUGCACAGACAGGCCAAGAAAGCCUUCCUUUCUUGAUGAACCUUUUUAUUGUAUCAGCAUGAACAAUGAGCUAUCCACAGAUGUCGACAUUCCUGGCAUACCACUGAAAACCAGAGGAGGUGAGGUUCUUAAUAAACCUUUGGAAUAA
Molecule: messenger RNA, 1861 nt
Organism: Varanus komodoensis (Komodo dragon)
Lineage: Eukaryota; Metazoa; Chordata; Lepidosauria; Squamata; Varanidae
Gene: FSIP1
Product: fibrous sheath interacting protein 1
Exons: 12
Coding region: 38-1861 (607 amino acids)
Source: RefSeq, a predicted model, not a curated record